Messenger RNA from Xylona heveae TC161, 2066 nucleotides. RefSeq names its product SSrecog-domain-containing protein. The coding region runs from base 54 to 1754 and encodes 566 amino acids. Gene Ontology annotation, molecular function: nucleosome binding; histone binding; DNA binding. The transcript has 8 exons. The record is from RefSeq and is a predicted model, not a curated record. Gene Ontology annotation, cellular component: nucleus; FACT complex. Lineage: Eukaryota; Fungi; Ascomycota; Xylonomycetes; Xylonales; Xylonaceae.
CAGUUCCUGAACAUCUUGCUCUCACCUUCAACUCACUCCGCCACUCUUUCAUAAUGGAGAGCUUUGAAGCAAUCUACCUGGAUCUCUCCAAGCAGGCCGGCAAAUGUCGGUUCAACGACGCCGGCAUGGGCUGGAGGCCCUCUGGUGGCGGCGAUACUUUUACGCUUGAUGCAAGCAACAUCGGCUCGGCCCAGUGGAGUCGCGCGGCCAGAGGAUAUGAGCUUAAAGUGCUGUCUCGAACAGCAGGUGUCAUUCAGCUUGACGGUUUUCAGCAAGAGGACUUUGAGCGGCUGAGCAAGACAUUCAAACACUGGUACAGUGUCAAUCUCGAAAAUAAGGAGCAUGCCCUACGUGGAUGGAAUUGGGGCAAGGGAGAAUUCGGCAAGGCCGAAUUGACAUUCAACGUUCAGAACCGUCCUGCUUUUGAGAUUCCCUACUCGGAAAUCUCCAACACUAAUUUAGCUGGCAAGAAUGAGGUGGCGGUCGAAUUCUCGAAUCCUUCCGACUCCGGUACGAAUGGCCACUUGGGAGGCGCCCGAGGGCGGGGCAGUAAGGCUGGCGCAGGCGUCGACGAGUUGGUAGAGAUGCGAUUCUAUAUCCCCGGCACGACAAUGACAAAGAAGGAGAAGGACGGUGAAGAUGGCGAGGUUGCUGGUGAAGAGGAAGAGGAAGAGCAGAAUGCCGCAAAUCUCUUCUACGAUACUUUGAUGGAGAAGGCCGAGAUUGGCGAGGUUGCUGGUGAUACCUUUGCCACUUUCUUGGAUGUUCUCCAUCUCACACCCAGAGGACGUUUCGAUAUUGACAUGUACGAAAACUCGUUCCGUCUCCGUGGAAAGACAUACGACUACAAGAUCCAAUACGAAAACAUCAAAAAGUUCCUCCUUCUCCCGAAGCCCGACGAUCUCCACACCCUUAUUACCAUUGGCCUGGAUCCGCCCCUGCGACAAGGUCAGACGAGAUAUCCCUUCCUUGUCAUGCAGUUCAAGCGUGAGGAGGAGGUUACUAUCGACCUGAACAUGACCGAGGAGCUGCUCGAAAAAAAUUACAGCGGCAAGCUUCAGCCGCACUACGAGAGUCCCAUCCAUGCGGUCAUCGCCCAAGUCUUCCGCGGCUUGUCCGGCAAGAAGGUCGUCACACCUUCCAAGGACUUUGUCAGCCACCACCAGCAAUCUGGAGUCAAGUGCUCGAUCAAGGCCAACGAAGGACACCUGUUCUGUCUUGACAAGAGUUUCAUGUUCGUCCCUAAGCCAGCAACGUACAUUUCUUUUGAGAACAUUGCCAGCAUCACCAUGUCCCGUGUCGGCGGUGCCAUCUCCGCCAGUCGCACAUUCGACAUCACCGUCACCCUCAAGGGCGGCGCUGGUGAGCACCAGUUCAGCAACAUCAAUCGUGAGGAGCAGCAACCUCUCGAGGAAUUUUUCAAGGCCAAGGGUCUACGAACAAAGAAUGAAAUGGCCGAUGACUCGAGUGCACUCAUCGCAGCUGCUCUCAAGGAAGAAGACAUGCUCUCCAGCGACGAAGACGUCGUUGGUGCCCGCGCCGACCGUGGCAGCGCCGACGAAGACGAGGAGAGUGUCGACGAAGACUUCCACGCCUCCUCCGAGUCUGACGUUGCGGAAGAAUACGACUCUGCCCAUGAAAGUAGCGGCAGCGGAAGUGAUGCCGAGAUGGACGAUGCCGAGGACGCCUCUGAUGCCGAAGAGGAAGAAGAAGAAACAGCGCGACCAAAGAAGAAGAGCAAGACUGACAGGUGAAGGUGAAAUUGGUCUCUCACUGCCUUUUCAUCAUCAUUUUCAUCGUCCCUUUUUUUCAACCAUUUCUUUUUCUCGAGCGGUUCAUUCUCAUCUUCCCGACUGUGUAUUUUUCCAACUUUUCCUUUGCCAUUCUUUUCUUUCCCCUUUUCAUUAGGCCUUUCUCUUUCUCUAUUUCUCAAGUGAGAUCUGGUUUUUUUUAUUACUCUGGUGAAUCUCACUACGGCGUCACCUCAGGUUCUCUUUUAAAAAAUGGUAGUCUUCAUCUCCUGUUUUAUACUAUUUUUAGGGUAACAUUUCACAAUUCCAUCGACU